Messenger RNA from Panicum hallii, 1728 nucleotides. RefSeq names its product AAA-ATPase At3g50940-like. Lineage: Eukaryota; Viridiplantae; Streptophyta; Magnoliopsida; Poales; Poaceae. The record is from RefSeq and is a predicted model, not a curated record. The transcript has 2 exons. Gene Ontology annotation, molecular function: ATP hydrolysis activity; ATP binding. The coding region runs from base 1 to 1443 and encodes 480 amino acids.
AUGGCGACGGAUCUCUCCGCCUCGUCGGCCGCCGCGGCGGCGGCGGCGCCGUCCUACGCGAAGGCGGUGGACGCGUACCGGAAGGCGGCGGCCACGGCGGCCACGGCGGCCGCGUACGUCGUGCUGGCGCGCGGCAUGGCGCGGGAGCUCCUCCCCCACGACCUGCGCGCCGCGGCCAGCUGGGCCGCGUCCCUCCUCCGCGCCCGCCUCGAGCGCCCCCGCGCGGAGCGCCGCACCCUCGUCAUCAAGCGCGCCGCGGGGUCGUCCCGCCACGACGGCGACGGCGGGCUCUUCGACGAGGUGCGCCAGUACCUCGCCACCCGGAUCGACCCGCACUCCAUGCGCCGCCUCUGCCUCAGCGGCGGCGUCUCCGGCGCCAGGAGGGUCCUGUCCAUGGAGCACGGCGACUCCAUGACCGACGUCUUCGAGGGCGUCGAGUUCACCUGGGCGUCCGUCGCGGGGGAGGGCCGGGGCGGGGCCCUGUCGGAGUCGCUGGAGCUCAGCUUCGACGCCGAGCACACGGACAAGGCGCUGGGCAGCUACGUCCCGUUCAUCACGGCGUCGGUGGAGGAGGAGCGUCGCCAGGACCGCGCGCUCAGGAUAUACAUGAACGAGGGGUCGCACUGGCAGGGCAUCAACCACCACCACCCGGCCACGUUCGACACGCUCGCCAUGAACCCGGAGCUCAAGCAGUCCGUCGUCGCCGACCUCGACCGCUUCCUCAAGCGGAGGGACUACUACCGCCGGAUCGGCAAGGCGUGGCAGCGCGGCUACCUGCUCUACGGACCGCCCGGCACCGGCAAGUCCAGCCUCGUCGCCGCCAUGGCCAACUACCUCCGCUUCAACCUCUACGACCUCGACCUCUCCAAGGUGCGCGGCAACACGGUGCUGCAGCGGCUGCUCAACACCAUGACCAACAGGUCCAUCCUCGUCAUCGAGGACAUCGACUGCUGCUUCACCUCCGCGUCGCGUGAAGUUGGCAAAGAUCAGGUAGGCGACGCUGUGACGGAUGAUGAUUCUGAGGAAGAGAGCAUACCAGAUCACUGGGGCACGCCGCAGCCACAGCAGCAUAACAUAACUCUGUCCGGGCUGCUCAACUUCAUCGACGGCUUGUGGUCGACGAGCGGCGAGGAGCGCAUCAUCGUCUUCACCACCAACUACAAGGACCGUCUCGAUCCGGCGCUGCUCCGGCCGGGCCGCAUGGACAUGCACGUCUACAUGGGCUACUGCGGCUGGGAGGCCUUCAAGACGCUGGCCCGCAACUACUUCCUCAUCAACGACCACCCGCUGUUCCCGGAGAUACAGGCUCUGCUCUCGGCCGUGGAGGUGACGCCGGCCGAGGUGUCCGAGAUGCUGCUUCGCAGCGAGGACGACGACGCCGCGCUCCAGGGUGUCGCGACCUUCCUCGGAGAGAAAAAGCAGGCAAUUGGUGAAGGCAAUUAGCCAUCAGUCGCAUGAAAGCAUCAAGAACCAGAAAGUUAGCGAGGAAAGAAGCCUUUUUUGUGUGUGUGCUGCAGGUUAUGUGUUUUGCAAUGCUGAUCGAUCCAGUCGACAAGUCCUGAUUUCUUUGUCCUGCAUUAGCUACAACUACUAGCCUUCAAUUGCUGUUCUGACAGUUCUCUAGACUCUAGUAGUUCGUCAGCUAAAGUUUAGCACUGAUAUGAUUUGGGCUAAUCAGUUUGUUUUGUAACGUCAAACUAUCAGAUGUGUAACUUGCUACUUUGCUAA